Vittaforma corneae ATCC 50505 is the source of this 423-nucleotide messenger RNA. RefSeq lists its product as uncharacterized. The record is from RefSeq and is a predicted model, not a curated record. Lineage: Eukaryota; Fungi; Microsporidia; Nosematidae. The transcript has a single exon. The coding region runs from base 1 to 423 and encodes 140 amino acids.
AUGUACCGCAGUAUCUAUCAGGUUUCUAUCUCUUGGUCUUCCUUACUUUCCUUAAUUCCUAUCAACACUCCAUCCUUCUUGCUCUCUAUCACUUUAUACUUGCUUCUUCCAUCUUCUCCCCUUGUCUGGUACUCACAGCCACACGUCUCGUUCUGUACGGUGUCUUCACUCUGGCCACCUCUGUGGAACAUUCGCUCUGCUGACGCAGAAAUUUCCACCGGCCGGAAGUCCUGCAACCACUCCUCGCUGCUGCUUUCCCAACAAAACACCCCUAAAAUUUUUCUAAAUAAUUUAGUAAAAUUUUUAUUUUCCCUGUCAUUCCUCUCAAUCCCCCUGAUCUCUCUUACUUACUAUCAUUAUUCCUUCUUUCUUACUCUACCUCCCGUCCUUUCUCGCUUUCUACCACUUAGUACCAAUGUCUAA